UUAGCUAGCAGCUUGUUGCCAAGAUAUGCAAAUUCAGUUAAUUCACGACUUUGUUGUUGACCUGGAGUUAAUCGUUACUCGCCGUGUUAGUUUACAUUCGUCACGGAUUUACGUAUUAUCGACACUAUUGUCCUUCCCAUUUCAAUUGAAGCUUUUUUCUGUUACAGUUUUAACAUCAACAAGUUGGAAUUCCGAUAGAAAUUACAUCAAAAGGUUCAUUCGUCCUCGUGUCACCAAAACGAAAAUCGAUCGGGGGAAAUGCUCACAAAAUUGCACAAAUAUGCCCGAAAGCCAAAUAAACUCAUGCUCAUUCUCGUCCCAUUGGGUUUUAUAUGGACGCUGUAUUUGAUAAAAGCCCAACUAGACUUACAACGACUUCAUGUGAACAAGAAUUAUUUGAGGGAACGGAUUAUCGAAUUAUCCAAAGAGUACGUCAAGGCUGUCGCCCGCGAGAAGGAAACGAAUGGCAUAGACGGACAAUCUGUUCUUGAGGUUCCUGAUCUCAAACAGACAACAUCUCUGUUGCUGCAAAGCAUGCUAGAUCGCCUCAUGAACUUGGAGAAACAAGUUGAAAAUGUCAUUUCACAAAGUGCUUUGGAUAUUUCCGAACUGUCCCAAAAGGUUAAGUCCCUCAACAAAUCCCUGAGAAGUAUUGCUGUGAACUUCACCCGUGAGGUAACUGUACGUCAAUGUAAAGUUCCAACUAAUCCAGCAUAUCCGGAAUGUGCUGCCAAAGUCAAGUGGAUGUCAGAACAUUGGAAAAGUGAUCCAAAAUACUCUGAACAUGGUGUGAAUGGUACAUUGUGCUCCUUCCUGGCUUAUCUAAGUAAAGUUGAGUCGUUUUGCCCGUCAGAAAAUGACCGUGGUUAUACAGCACACCCAAAUGACUGUAAAGUUCCUCCACAUUCAGGAGCCUUCCCUAAUUGUGAACAAAAAGUGGAGUGGAUGAAAUCAUCCUGGAAAACCGACCCUUGCUAUGCUAAUGAUUUUGGUGUUAAUGGGACAAUAUGCUCUUUCUUGAUUUAUCUUAGCGAGGUUGAGUCUUGGUGUCCAAGAUUGCCUAGCAGACGUUCAGUUGAAAAGGGGGAAUCGUCAAAAGUGGUUGAAAAAGUUAAUGUCAAAGGCACAAGCAUGGAAAAAUUGAUGGAUAGACUCACAAGAGUUGUGUCUGAAGGGCGGUUAAAAUGGAUUCGAACAAGGGUGGUGCGUAUGUACAAUUAUUGGACCGAAGCAAUGAGCUCUUUGCGACGCAGAGUAAAUGUCACCGAUAAACCAGCAAAAAAGGUUCUUAUCCAUGUUGGUGUGCUUGCAGAAGAAAAAUCAUUGCAUUUUGCCGAGACAGCGAGUAAAGGCGGACCGCUUGGUGAACUCGUCCAAUGGUGUGAUUUAAUAACCUCACUUUACAUAUUAGGACAUGAUAUCACAGUUACUGUGGAGCAUUCUGAAAUGAUAAGUGUUCUUGGUGGAAAUGCAGGAACUGCAAAAAGAUCCUGUCCUCCUAAAGAUGGACAUAUGUCAGUAGAUUUAAUCUUCACAGAUUAUUAUGGACUAAACUAUCUUAAAAAGAAAGCAAGAUCUCUGUUACAGCCUUACAAGUGUAGGUUACGUAUCGUGGAUUCUUUCGGAACCGAAGCCCAGUUCAACCACAAUGGACCGCUGCCAGCCAUUGGCAACCCAGUACCUCAUAUUACGCAAAAUCAAUUUGGGAAGAAUGAACUAAAGCUAAAACAAUAUAUGACUAUGUUUCCUCACAGUCCUGACAACACAUUCCUGGGCUUCGUAGUAGACAGUAAAAGCAACGUUCCGACGUCUGUGACUAAGAAAAAACAGGCCUUGGCUUAUGGCAAACAUUACUACAUGUGGAGAGAUUUAAAGAAUCGUGGAUUUUUGGAUAUCAUUCACGAGGACUUUGAAGUACACGCAACCACUGGUGGACUGCCAUUACAAGAAGUUAAGAAGUUUCUCCCAUCGUACGUCAUCAACCACGGUGUUGUUGGGUCCGGUAAACUACAGGACUUGCUAAGAGAGUCAAAGAUUUUUGUUGGUCUUGGGUUUCCUUAUGAAGGACCAGCACCAUUGGAAGCUAUCGCCCAAGGAUGCUUUUUCAUAAACCCACAGUUUAAGACGCCAAAGAAUCGUGAAAAUACUCCAUUCUUCAAGGGAAAGCCAACAUUCAGGGCAUUGACUUCGCAACAUCCUUAUGCCGAGGAGUUUAUCGGGGAACCUAGAGUGUUAACUGUGGAUAUCAAUGAUCCUGUGGAAGUAAAAGCAGCAAUAGAGAAGAUCAUCGAUAAUGAGCCAUCACCCUACUUACCUUUUGAAUACACGCACGAGGGAAUGUUGGAACGAGUGAAUGCACUGAUUCACAACCAGGAUUUCUGUCGUCCAGGGACGGCCUUGUGGCCACCAAUUACUUCUAGGACAGUUGUAACUGGACUGCAAGGACAAUCAUGCGUGGCUGCUUGUCGUCAACAAGGUCUGGUUUGUGAACCUGCCUAUUUUGAAAGUUUAAACAACCUGGAUUCCUUCAAAAAUUCAUCUUUGCCAUGUCAGGAUGACAGCUCAAUAAGAAGUCGAAUGUCACUUGUGGCACCAGCUUAUGUCAGUGCAGAGAAAAUUUGCGUGUUACAGAUGGUUCCAUCUCUCUACAGCUGUACUACCUAUGACAGUACUGUGACAAGGAUUUGUCCCUGCCGAGAUUACAGAAAAGGCCAGGUUGCAUUGUGCAAAACCUGUUACUGAAUAUGACGAAGGCUUGGUAAAUUUUAGAGAAAAUUUCAGGCUAAAUGUGCUGGGCUGGUCCCCCAGCAAACAACAAUAAUGUACCCUGCAUCAAAUGCUGGUAAUUUGGUAUGAGAAUGUUCAUGGUGGAGAUCUUUCUAGUGGUUAGGUUAGGGGUGAAAAAAAUAUUUAUUUAUUGUGGUUUCUUUCUUGGUCUAAUGAGUUACCCAGUUACAAAUUAUUAUCAUAUUAUUGGUCAGCUGGAAACAAUCACCCAUGCUGUCUCACCAUUAAGUAUGCCAAUUAUGUUUAGGAAUAAUUGUAAAUAAAAUUGUUUUAAGUUAUAUUCGUUGAUGAACUAAAUAACGUUUUUAACUGAAACUUUUUGCUUAGGAAAUUGAAUAAAAAUGUUA
This is a messenger RNA of Dendronephthya gigantea, 3134 nucleotides long. Its product is annotated as alpha-1,6-mannosylglycoprotein 6-beta-N-acetylglucosaminyltransferase A-like. The record is from RefSeq and is a predicted model, not a curated record. Lineage: Eukaryota; Metazoa; Cnidaria; Anthozoa; Malacalcyonacea; Nephtheidae. Bases 259 to 2742 code for a protein of 827 amino acids. Gene Ontology annotation, cellular component: Golgi apparatus. Gene Ontology annotation, molecular function: alpha-1,6-mannosylglycoprotein 6-beta-N-acetylglucosaminyltransferase activity. Gene Ontology annotation, biological process: protein N-linked glycosylation. The transcript is spliced from 20 exons.